AUGCCCCCGGCAGCCUCGGACGACUUAUUUCGCCAGCAGGGCCGGGCUUCAGGCGAUCUCAUCCCCCUUCCUCCAGAUUUCACUCGGCCAAGUCCCGAAAACAAUGACAAUAUUGGAAAAACGAAGAAAAAGGGUAAAAACGGCAAAGGAGGUAAAGGGGCCAAAGCGGUAGCCAAGUCUCCGCCUGAUGACCUGAUUGACACUUCGCCGCCUGUGCUACCUGAGCCGUCGUCUUAUUCGGAUACCCCGUUGGCUCCCCCUAGUGAUCCAGUUGCCUCGGCCAUUCCAGACGCUUUGGGGUCUCUUACGGGAACGACGGAGAAUGAUCUUGCCAUCCGUACGGGAACAUGGGCAGAAUCAAUUCCAUAUGGAAAAAGUCCUCCAAAUGAUGGCGUCAAUGGGGAGCUCGCAGGCGGGUCUCCCCUUAGCUUCCCUACGCACCUAGAUAAAGGUGGUUUCUGUCAACCGUCAUCAACCUCUCCCCCUCCUCGAAGGAGACCCUUGAGCUACGGCAAUGGAUACCUGAGCAGCAAUUUGUCCAGGCAGCAAUCCGUAGACAGGCAGAAGAGCCAUUCUCUGAGUGGCCCGUACGACGGUCAUAUUCCCCUGCCUCAUCUGCCGCAACCUCACUUCUACGGAGCUCCAGAUAUUGAUCUCCCUCCAUUUACUGGUUCAAACCGUGCAGCUGGAGACGAAGGUUACUCAUUUUGUUGCUUUGACACUUUGUCCGGUCCAGCGUUCAAGUCCUCCAAAAUGGGUGGCACCGUACUGCUUGUUGGCACUGACGGGGCCUUGGACGUUCUCGCAAUCGAAGACCGCAGAACGCGUUUAGUGGGAAAGCUUAGUGGGCUCAGGGGCCGUGUGAUAGAGGCAAAGAUCCUAGCCUCUACCUCAUCGAACGAUCCGUUCAUUUCGUCUAGACCACACGUCGCCAUCAUAAUACACGGACCCUGUGCCUCAAGUGAAGACGAAGGCCGGACAUCUUCUGCUGGUUCGGAAACAAAUGAGAUACCACCUAGUCAGACCGGAAGGCCUCCGCCGGGUGAAAAGCGCGUUAGCAAGGAUGAGCCGAAACUGUACCAAACUAGAGCCGAGAUUUAUUCUCUCAGGAGCGGAGAUCAGAUCGCGACACUCUUCACCACGAAACCUACUCCAUGUUUUGAGAACAUUCCCGGAUUGCCUGCUCUGGCCCCAUCUCCUAUUGGGAAUCUUAAGCUACUCGUCAGCGGGAACCAUAUAGUGUUGGCGUCCGGCGUCAGUGGGGAGGUGGUGCCUGCCUCACUUAUUCAGGGCAAAGCUUUUGGGCUCGAGACGCGUAGUCCUCCAGCCAAGCCGCCAGUCACCUCCGCAACGGACGUUGGCGAGGGCGAGAGCCUCUUUGACAAAGUAGCAAGGGGUGUCACACAAGAGCUGGUACGUGGUGCCCGCUGGAUGGGUGACCAGGGGCUUCAAGCUUGGAACAAUUACUGGAAUAAAGACCAGUCUCAGAGCACAUCCUCGCGCCGAUCCCCAAAUUUUAUGGAUUUACCACAACAAGGAUACAGUCUCUUCCCUCCGACACACGCCCAGGAAACUCAAACUACUUCCCCUGCAGAACCCGAUUCUGUGUCGAUUUUGGAUUUGAGACGAUUGGAUGAUGGCGGCGAGGCAAGGAAUGCUAUGCUCAACCCCAUCGCUACCUUCCAGGUCCCUAAUGGAUGUAGCUUCUUGUCAUUCUCCCCUAAUGGUUUGAUGUUGCUCACGGCGAGCAAGAAGGGGGAUGUACAGUACGUUUGGGACUUGAUGCAAGCCAGGCAUUGUCGGGCAGGGGUCUUCUUUUCCGAGGACUCCACAUCGCCAUCAGCCAAUGUGCGACAAGUUGCGCGAUUCGCACGACUUACUACGUCUUCUAUUGUCGACGUGAUCUGGUCCCCUCCAUCCGGAGAUCGUCUGGCAGUGAUAACCCGCAAGGGCACAGUGCACGUUUUUGACCUUCCUCGCAGUGCUUUCCAGUGGCCUCCGUUCCGGCGAGCUCGUCCCCAACCCCCCAAGUCACAAGCCAACAACUCCCCCACGGACGAAGCGACUGACAGAGGGGCUGUGACGAAUCCGCUAUCCGCCGCUUUCAAACUCGUUGGUGGAAAAACACAGCCUAUCCUUGCUGCAGUUAGAGGUCGCACUCCGUCCGCCGGCUCUGCAUUUCCUGCAGUCGGUGCGUUCGCAAUUCCCUCCGCGGCUGGAGUCCGAAGUGGAAGGGCGGUUGCUGCUGGUCUUAGCAAAUCCAUGGGUGCAGCAACUGGUACAGUCAAUACUCUCCGGCACGCUGGGGAAAAUCGACUGCAUCUUUCCGGUCUCGCCCGUGACCCAGCCGCGUCUCGUGUUGUUUGGAUUUCGAACAAAGGGCAGCCUUUCCUGGGUGUGGUAGACAAUGGAUUCUUCCGGCUGUACCGGGUCAAAAGAUCCAUGUCUUCUCACAGAAAUCGCCAACUGCAGUCGGUUAUUGGAAACAAGGAAAUCGAGUACAAGUUGCCUGCAAACCUUCAGAUUCCAUGCGGUCCACUGCUGAUUGGGACAUUCGCCCACGAACACACUGUGUCUGCCAUAUUAACCCUGCCAUCUUCAAACUCACGGCCCCACACUACCUCAAAGAUCAGGUGCCAGCCCCUGUCCCAGGCCGAGAUCGAAACGAACGCACCUUACCAGCCCUUCCACACCGACCACAGAGUCAAUCUCUUCGUUUUCUCGAAUGAAAAUGAAGUAUGUGAUCCGUUGACGUAUGGCCCGGGCGGCCAGUGGAUCUUUGGCGACUGCAUCUCGCUGACCAAGCUCCACGUGCGGCCAUUCAGCGCCGGUGGUGGCACCGGGGACGAGGACGAUAUCGUGCACGAACAACACCACGGCUACGGGGGAGAAAUGGAGAACCUUAUCAGUCUGGGCAACAGCACCGGCAACGUUGAAGAGGUUGUUAUCACCACUCGCAGGAAGAAGAGACAUUCCAUGGCAGUCUCCACUGCUCCUGGCGCUGGUGUCGACGACGGAUUCUUCGAAGACGACUGUGAGGUGCUGGAUUUUGCUCGGGAUCGGGUUUGA
This is a messenger RNA of Aspergillus fischeri NRRL 181, 3069 nucleotides long. RefSeq lists its product as uncharacterized. The coding region runs from base 1 to 3069 and encodes 1022 amino acids. Gene Ontology annotation, molecular function: protein binding. The record is from RefSeq and is a predicted model, not a curated record. Gene Ontology annotation, biological process: response to starvation; autophagy. Gene Ontology annotation, cellular component: cytoplasm. NCBI's taxonomy places the organism in Eukaryota, Fungi, Ascomycota, Eurotiomycetes, Eurotiales, Aspergillaceae. The transcript is spliced from 3 exons.